Trematomus bernacchii (emerald rockcod) is the source of this 2237-nucleotide messenger RNA. It is a transcript of the gene mipol1, whose product is annotated as mirror-image polydactyly 1. The record is from RefSeq and is a predicted model, not a curated record. The transcript has 13 exons. NCBI's taxonomy places the organism in Eukaryota, Metazoa, Chordata, Actinopteri, Perciformes, Nototheniidae. The coding region runs from base 246 to 1934 and encodes 562 amino acids.
CUGGUGGUCUCAUGUGAUCCCAGUUCAUGGUCCAAGUUCAUGCUCCCAAAAAGUCAAAAAUCUCAAAAAAUAAAAAAUUGGGACUCUUCUCAGAGUUUUGAAUAUAUUAUAUCUACCUCACUGAGAGGCUGACAGCUGCUCCUGAGUCACCUGACCCCUCAUUAAAGAUUAACCUUGGCUGCCAAUCAGCUGUCAGUGUAGUUUGUGUGUUGCCGUGGAGCCCUCAGGUGUGCUCAGGUGAGCUGAUGGCGUCCGGCAGAGCUGCCGACGCUCAGGAGGCUCUGCAACGAGCACGAAGGAAGAUAUUAACUCUACAGAACAAUAUACCCACUGAGGUGACCUCACCAUCAUGGACGCCCAGUGCAGAGCUCAGGGACUCUCUGGUGGACAUGUACACAGCUUAUCCUGAAGUAAACGAGGAGCUGCGACAGCGCCUGCCACCCUCCACCCAUCAGCCCAGAGACUCCACCCAUCAGCCCAGAGACUCCACCCAUCAGCCCAGUGACUCCACCCAUCAGCCCAGUGACUCCACCCAUCAGCCCAGAGACUCCACCCAUCAGCCCAGAGACUCCACCCAUCAGCCCAGUGACUCCACCCAUCAGCCCAGAGACUCCACCCAUCAGCCCAGAGACUCCACCCAUCAGCCCAGAGACUCCACCCAUCAGCCCAGUGACUCCACCCAUCAGCCCAGUGACUCCACCCAUCAGCCCAGAGACUCCACCCAUCAGCCCAGUGACUCUGAACGGCCUAUAGCUCCGUCUUCCUGCCCCCCCUCACCCCUCUCCCUCAGGAGGUCUGUCUCUCCUGUCUCACCCCUCUCCAUCAGGAGGUCUCUCUCUCCUCUCUCACCCCUCUCCCUCAGGAGGUCUCUCUCUCCAGGGGGACAGAUGGAUCUGGUCUCCCCCAGCAGAGGCCCUUCUCCUCGGGCAGAGAGUCGUGGAGACGGGGGUCCAUCCCUCCAGAGACACCUGCCGAGCCCCGAGGACAGGUCUCACCAGGAAGUUGUGUUUGGACCAAUCACAGCCUCCGGUCGAGCCCAGAGUUUAGAUCGAGACAAAAACAUCUCGUUCCUCCUGAAGGAGCUCGACACUCUGAGAGACGUCAACAAGAGGCUGCAGGAGGAGCUGCUCCAGAAGGAGAAGGAGCUGCAGAGGAGGGAGGUGGAGGAACAGCUGAGGGAGGAGAGGAGGGAGGAGAGGAGGGAGGAGAGACCAGCAGAGCUGCUGCAGCAGGUUCUGUCGGCGCAGAAGGACCGGGAUCAGGCUCUGAUGUCACGAAUCCUGCUGGCCAAUCAGGAGAGAGACGAGGCUCUUCUGAGAGCACAACAACUGCAGCACACUGAGUGGGAGGGCGCCCCCCCGCUGGACGCUGACAUGGAUGUGGAGGCGGUGCUUCAGGCUCUGUCUGGUGCCAGCUCGGUUCAGGUCCAACAGCUCGGCUCGGUUCUGAUGCAGCAUCUGAGGUCGGCACGGCAACGCAGAGUUGACAUCAUCGCCCAGGAGAUGAAGGCUGUGAUGGACGAGAGAGACGGGUCCGUUGCCAUGUGUAAACGUCUGGAACAGGAAGUGAUGCAGGAGAGAGAAAGGAGGGCGAGCGAGACGGAGCGACUGAGGGCAGGGGGCGGAGCACUGGACGACAAACGUCGGCUGGAGGCGGAGCUACAGCUGCUGCGAACCAAUCACAUCCCUCAAGACCCCCUCACUGCCUCGCAGCCCGGAGACACCGUCUCUUCAGCCCCGCCCCUCCAGGUGCAGCAGGCCCCGCCCCUUCAGGUGCAGCAGGCUCCUUCAGAGGAGAAGCGGAGCGUGGAGGCGGAGCUUCAGCGCUGUCAGGAGGGAGAGAGAGAGGCUAAAGAGAGAGUGCACAGGUUGGAGCGUCUGGUGGAGGUUUUGAGGAAGAAGGUCGGGACAGGAAGUGUCCGAGCCGUGAUGUGACCUCCGAACCAGGAAGUGCUUUAUCUCUCUUUCCUUUUGUUGUCACUGGUUAUUAUUUCAGUUUAUUUGAAACGUCUUAAAGGUGACUCUUUGUGUUUCUGUAAUCAUGUGAUCUGAUUUUAAAAUUAAAGUGAAAACAACCUGCGUUUUUAAUGUUUGUGAUUAAAUCUUGAUUUGUCGUUGUUAUGAAAUAAAGUCUUUAUAAUUAUGUUGUUUAGAACAGACCUUUUUUAUUUCCUGUUGGAUUGUGCAGCGCCGCUUCCUGUAACGAGCGCUGAUCUGAAUAAAGGUGAAUAAAGUCGG